UUUCCCAACUGAUUCACACCCACACUUCUGAUUCCUGAUAGGUGUCAAUACAUAAAAGCAGUGUGGAUAAAAUAUUCCCUGUGCCACCAAAGGCAGUUAGAGACACAUCAGCGGAAAUCCUUUAAGUUCUUUGGAAAUAAACAAAUAAGGACCAUGGAGUUGGAUAUCUCUUUCCCAAUCACCUCCGCAGACGACUUUUAUGACGAUCCAUGUUUCAACACCAGUGACAUGCAGUUCUUUGAGGAUUUGGAUCCCAGGUUGGUACACGUUGGUCUGCUGAAACCAGACGAACACCAGCAGAAUGAAGACGAGCACAUCCGCGCACCAAGUGGGCACCACCAGGCUGGAAGAUGCCUUUUGUGGGCAUGCAAAGCCUGCAAAAGAAAAACAACCAACGCAGAUCGCAGGAAAGCCGCAACUAUGCGCGAGAGGAGGCGGCUGUCGAAAGUCAAUGAUGCGUUUGAGACGCUGAAGAGAUGCACGUCCACAAAUCCGAACCAGAGGCUGCCAAAGGUGGAGAUUCUUAGAAAUGCUAUCAGCUACAUCGAAUCUUUACAGACCUUGCUUAGGGCAGGAGGAGGACAAGAGGAAACCUACUACCCAGUGCUCGACUACAGCGGUGACUCUGACGCAUCCAGUCCGAGGUCCAACUGCUCUGAUGGCAUGGCUGACUUCAGUGGGCCAGCUUGCACUUCAAGGAGAAGGAACAAUUAUGACAGCGCUUACUUCAACGAAACACCAAAUGAUUCCAGAAACAACAAAAACUCAGUUAUUUCCAGUCUGGACUGUCUAUCGAGCAUUGUGGAGAGGAUCACCACAGAUACCUCUCCGUGUCCGGCUGUUCAGGAGGGCUCUGAGGGUAGCCCCUGCUCCUCCCAGGAGGGAUCUGUGCUGUCCGAGCCCGUUGCGACCGUUCCGUCACCGACCAGCUGUAUCCCUGCUUCGCACGAUCCCAACCCAAUUUAUCAAGUGCUGUGAGGAUAUGGGCGUUUGAGAAACCAACGAACGAACUGACUUUACAUUCUUCAGAACGAACUUAUUCCUUUACACAUGCAAUUGUUAUAGACAAUUGCCUAGACUUAUUGUUAUAGACUUGCCUUUGAGAUGCGUAGAGUUAAAUGAAUGAUUGCGUUCAGUUUCAUGUCGGCCUAUAGCAAGUCUACUGUCCAAUAUCUUAAAUGAAUACUAUUCCUGUUUAAUCUUCAGCAAUGAUAGGUCUUUGUCAAUGUGUGUAUGAAUGCACUGUGCCAAUGUGUGACCCUGUGGAAGACUGAAAACUAGGUGGCACUAAAUCGAUUAGAGAUUAAGAAAGUGUUUGACAGUUACCCUGCAUUUUAGACAGAAAUAAUUGUAGCCUAACUUACGAGAGGAAUUUACUUCUGGUUACCACCGCUGAUGACCAAUUACUAUUUUUCAACAUUAAUGUCAUCUUUCGAUUCCUCCGUUUGACAAAGAUUUCUCACGAUAAUGAAUGGAACACGAGGACCAUUUUUGUAUAUUUUGUAAAUAAGAGCACUGCUGAAAAUCAAACAAAAUCUUUACUUAUUUAAUGUUGCUUGUUGAAAGACGCUUGUAUUGUUGUGCCAAAUGUUAAACUUUAUAUUUAUAAGAAACGAGUGUAUGUCAACAUUUUACAAAAUAAAUAUUUAUACA
Messenger RNA from Sardina pilchardus (European sardine), 1653 nucleotides. Its product is annotated as myoblast determination protein 1 homolog 1-like. The coding region runs from base 154 to 978 and encodes 274 amino acids. Lineage: Eukaryota; Metazoa; Chordata; Actinopteri; Clupeiformes; Clupeidae. Gene Ontology annotation, molecular function: DNA-binding transcription factor activity, RNA polymerase II-specific; protein dimerization activity; RNA polymerase II cis-regulatory region sequence-specific DNA binding. The record is from RefSeq and is a predicted model, not a curated record. Gene Ontology annotation, biological process: positive regulation of skeletal muscle fiber development; skeletal muscle cell differentiation; positive regulation of myoblast differentiation. The transcript has 3 exons.